This is a messenger RNA of Lutra lutra (Eurasian river otter), 1743 nucleotides long. RefSeq names its product solute carrier family 7 member 9 (gene SLC7A9). The record is from RefSeq and is a predicted model, not a curated record. Gene Ontology annotation, biological process: amino acid transmembrane transport. Gene Ontology annotation, molecular function: L-amino acid transmembrane transporter activity. The coding region runs from base 162 to 1634 and encodes 490 amino acids. Gene Ontology annotation, cellular component: membrane. The transcript has 13 exons. NCBI's taxonomy places the organism in Eukaryota, Metazoa, Chordata, Mammalia, Carnivora, Mustelidae.
GAAGGCUCUGCACCCUCCUGGCCAGGGCCUGAGAAGGACCUUAUUUAGAGAAACGGUCCGGGAAAUGAGCAGCAACCAGCUCAGCCUGGAGCCGAGUGUCCCCAGCAUCUCCCAGCUGCAGAAGCAUCCCUGCUAUGGCCUCCUAGAACUGGCGGGAGGGCAUGGAGGAGACAAGCCUGAGAAACAGGAGAGAGGAUGAGAGGUCCGUCCAGAGUAUUCAGAGUAAGGAACACAAGACCACAAGUCUCCAGAAGGAGGUGGGCCUGCUCAGCGGCAUCUGCAUCAUCGUGGGCACCAUCAUCGGCUCUGGGAUCUUCAUCUCCCCCAAGUCUGUGCUCAGCAACACGAAUGCUGUGGGGCCCUGUCUCAUCAUCUGGGCAGCCUGUGGCGUCCUUGCAACACUGGGGGCCCUGUGCUUUGCAGAGCUUGGUACAAUGAUCACCAAGUCCGGGGGCGAGUACCCUUACCUGAUGGAGGCCUUCGGGCCCAUCCCCGCCUACCUCUUUUCCUGGACCAGCCUGUUCGUCAUCAAGCCCACAUCCUUUGCCAUCAUCUGCCUCAGCUUCUCCGAGUAUGUCUGUGCGCCCUUCUACUCAGGCUGCAAGCCCCCCGAGGUUGUUGUGAAGUGCCUGGCUGCCGCUGCCAUCUUGCUCAUCACCACAGUGAACUCACUGAGUGUGCGGCUGGGGAGCUACGUCCAGAACGUGUUCACGGCAGCCAAGCUGGUGAUUGUGGCCGUCAUCAUCAUCAGCGGCCUGGUCCUCCUGGCCCAAGGAAAUACAAGGAAUUUUGAGAAUUCUUUUGAGGGCGCUAAACUAUCUGUGGGAGCCAUCAGUCUGGCAUUUUAUAAUGGACUCUGGGCGUACGAUGGAUGGAAUCAACUCAAUUACAUCACAGAAGAACUUAGAAACCCUUUCAGAAACCUGCCCUUGGCCAUCAUCAUCGGGAUCCCGCUGGUGACAGGCUGCUACAUUCUCAUGAAUGUUUCCUACUUCACUGUGAUGACGCCCACCGAGCUCCUGCAGUCACAGGCGGUGGCCGUGACAUUUGGCGACCGUGUUCUCUAUCCGGCCUCUUGGGUGGUGCCACUCUUCGUGGGCUUUUCCACCAUAGGUGCCGCCAAUGGGACCUGCUUCACGGCGGGCAGACUUGUGUACGUGGCGGGCCGGGAAGGCCAUAUGCUCAAAGUGCUCUCCUACAUCAGCGUCAAGCGCCUGACUCCAGCCCCUGCCAUCAUCUUUUAUGGUAUCAUAGCGACGAUUUAUAUCAUCCCUGGUGACAUAAACUCACUGGUCAAUUACUUCAGUUUUGCCGCGUGGCUGUUUUAUGGCCUGACAAUUCUGGGAUUGGUGGUGAUGAGGUUUACAAAGAAAGACCUGGAAAGGCCUAUCAAGGUGCCCAUUGUCAUCCCCAUCCUGGUGACCAUCGUAUCCGCGUUUCUGGUCGUGGCCCCGAUCAUCAGCGAGCCUGCGCUGGAGUAUCUCUACUGUGUAUUAUUUAUACUGAGCGGCCUGAUAUUUUACUUCCUCCUUGUCCACUAUAAGUUUGGAUGGGCUCAGAGAAUCUCGAAGCCGGUCACCAUGCAGCUCCAGAUGCUGAUGGAAGUUGUGCCCCCGGAGGAGGCUCCAGAGUAAUAAAAUCGGCCUCCCGCAGCCAAGGCCAAGCCGCCGUGAAUUUAUUUUUGUAAGCCAUGUUUGUUGCUGUUUCUUCCUGAUGUUUUUCCUUAAGAAAAAAAUGUAUUCA